This is a messenger RNA of Sorex araneus (European shrew), 3343 nucleotides long. Its product is annotated as GTPase IMAP family member 8-like. The record is from RefSeq and is a predicted model, not a curated record. NCBI's taxonomy places the organism in Eukaryota, Metazoa, Chordata, Mammalia, Eulipotyphla, Soricidae. Bases 22 to 1212 code for a protein of 396 amino acids. Gene Ontology annotation, cellular component: endoplasmic reticulum. The transcript is spliced from 2 exons. Gene Ontology annotation, molecular function: GTP binding.
AACGGAUUCAGUGAAGAACCCAUGACCACAAAAUUUCAGUCUCAGAGUAGAGUCUGGGAAAAUAGGAACAUUUUGAUCAUCAAUUCUCCAGACAUCUCAUCUCCAGAUAGUUUUAAGGGGCGGUUUCAGAGAACCACAGGUGGGGGCCCCCAUGUCAUCCUGAUGGUGAUUCCCAUCGGCUCAUUUUCCAAGAAAGAUGAAGAUCUGCUGGAAACCCUUCGAAAAACUUUUGGAACCAAAGUCUUUGAGCACAUGUUCAUUCUCCUCACCAGGGAAGAAGAUAGACAUCAGAGUACAGAAAUGUUAAAAGAUAGAGAUGAUUCUCUCAAUAGUCUCAAGAAGUGUAAAAAUAAAAAAUUCUCCAACUACAAAGCAGUGGGGGAGGAGGAACAGCAGCAGGUGGAUCAGCUCCUGCAAGAACUCGUGAUUCUGACGCAGCAGAAUGCGAAUAAGCCAUGUGCCAUGGUAAAGGAAGAUACCCUGAGCAUUGUCCUUGUGGGGAGAGGCGGGACUGGGAAGAGCGCAACUGGAAACACCAUCCUCAGGAGGACGGCGUUCCCCUCACAUCUCAGUGCUCAGUCGGUUACCAAGACCUGCCAGAGCGGCAAGGAGAAGUGGGGGAAACAGGAAGUGGUGGUUGUGGACACGCCCUCUCUCCUCCUGGUACCCAACGACUCUGAGGGCCCAUCCCAGCUAGUAGAGGAGGUCCAACGCUGUUCGUAUUACUGUGAAGGGAACAAGAUUCUCUUUGUCCUGGUGUUCCAGUUGGGAAGGUUCACUCAAGUGGAUCAAAGUGUUUUGGUGCAGUUAGAGAAAAUCUUUGGAGAGAAAGUUAAGGAAUACACAAUUGUGCUGUUCACCCGGAAGGAAGAUCUAGGGGGUGAUAGCAUCGAAGAUUACAUUGAGAGUGUAGAUUGCAAUGCUCUUAGGAACACUGUUGAAGAGUGUGGAAGGCGAUUUUGGGCCUUUAAUAACAGGGAGUCAGGUGAAUCUGGGGAAACCCAGGUGACAGCUCUGCUGACAAUGGCCAAUGAACUGAUAAAGAGCCAUAACGGGUUGGGAUAUUCUUUUACUUUGGAUGAGAUCAUCCAGAGAAUUAAAGACAUGAGAAGUGUUCAGGAAAAGUCCAAAAACAAAUCUCAGAAACAAGAUUCAAGAAAUAGGCCCAAAAAGACGGUCCCAAAUAUAUUUGGUGAACGUUCUUACAAGUAAGCUCCUAAGCUCAAGAACUGGAAAUUUCAAUCCACUGAGCAUGGCCAGGAGUGAUCCCAGAGCAUAGCCACGUGGGACUCCCUGACCAUCCCACCCCCAAUCAGUUACCAGGGGCUGGAGAGAUCACCCAAUGGGUUGGGCACAUGUUUGUGGGUAGCAGGCAAGUUUCAAUACCUGCCACCACGUGGUUUCUGGAGCAUCCUGGAGUAGCUCCUGAGCAUCAUGUUUUUAGCCACCCAAAAUAAAGUAACAAACAAACAAACAAAACGUGAAGUUCCCAAAGGUGUCUAUCAUAGCCAGGGCCUCUUUAAUUUAGAGACCCUCAGGCUGGGGGCAGGCAUGGUAGAAUGUAGCGAAAGGAAGAAGGUCUAUGACUUGGAGAGUUUGAGAGGCAGACACCCACUCCUCAUCACCCUUCUGUUUGUUGGAGGGCUAUAAAUGAGCAGGCAGGGGCAGAUAGUAGGGGGUCAGAAAGGAAGGAAGAAAUAAGGUUGAAAAACCAGGAAAAAUGUUUCGGAAACCAAGCUAUAUAGACCUAUGUUUAUAUAACUGGAAAAUCAGUCUUCUGUUUUUGACAUUUAGGUUAUACUCGUGUUGUUCGGGACUUACUCCUGGCUCUGUGCCUAGGGAUCACUCUUGACGGUGCUCAGGUGACCAUAGUGGUUUUGGGAAUCAAACCCCAGGCAAGUGCCUGCAUGUAAGGCAAUUGCCUUACCCCCUGGACCAUCUCUCCAGCCUUAAAUUUUAUUUUAUUUUAUUUUAUUGCUUUUUUGGGUCACACCGGGCAAUGCACAGGGGUUACUCCUGGCUCUGCACUCAGGAAUCACCCCUGGCGGUGCUCAGGGGACCAUAUGGGAUGCUGGGAUUUGAACCUGGGUCGGCCGCGUGCAAGGCAAACGCCCUACCCGCUGUGCUAUCUCUCCAGCCCCCUUAAAUUUUAAUUUUUCUUGCAGUUCAGGUAACAGUGAUAAUAGUGUUAGUUUUUACAGUUUUGAUGUACAAAAGACCUCACCAAUAUCAAAGUGCCUAAGACCCUUCACCACUGUCCUUAUGAUAUUUCUAGUCUCUUUCUCUCUCUUUCCCUGCUCACUCCACUGCUGGGUAAUCUGUUUCAUACCAGAGUUCAAGGGUUUGUCAUCAGAGGCACAAGUCACAACAGUUAUGUGGGCAGGUUGGAAUCAGUAGACACCAUGACCCAGUAGAGGUUGGCAAAGGGUCAAAGGACAAGAUAUUUACACAUAACCAGGGGAAGCCAUUUAUAAAUGCUUGAAAGUAGCCCACACCCAGCUAGGAGCUGAGAGUGACAUCUGGAAGAAGCCUGACUCCCGUGGCCGUCCUACUACCCAGGGCUAGUGGCCACUGGCCUCGGGCAGGUGCAUGGCCAUGUUGCUCUUAUGGCUGCUCCUCAGCCAGUGCUCUUCUCAUUUCAAGACUAGGGAAGAGUGGAGUCCACCUGCCUUUUUUGGGUUAAGGACAAAGGAGUCUGUGAGUAUUUGAAAGAUUUUGUUGCUCAUCACCACCAUGAAUAGACUAGGGAAAAAAUCAGAAUAUGGUAAAAUUGCCCAGAUUAAAUACAUAUGCAAAAAAUUCUAAGUGCAUGUCUAGGUCUUCUGGAAAAAAAAUGAAAUUUCUCCUCUACACUGUCUCUUUCAUUUUUAAAAAAUUCCUAAGAACCAGAAAUUAGGUCACGACUUAGAGAACUCAAGUAAUGACGUGUGGCCUCCUCAGGAGCUCAUUUUCUCAUGUAAGGGAGCCCAGGACGAGGUGGUCAAGGGCGGGUUGGCCCUGGGCUCCCAGCUCUGUCCUGUCUUCGUGCUGAAGGAGACUGCGUGGAGGGCUCCUCCAGGUGGGGUGUGGAAGAGGGAAUCUUGGAAUCUUCUCCCUUCCCAGGAGGAAUGUCGGGUGUUUUCUGUGUGAACACUUUACACAUGGCUUGAGGACAGGAUCUGUGUCAUCUGCUUCUUUCUGGGAGAAUCUAUCAAAUUCCCUUCAAGAUUAAACCAGUUGUAAGAACAUGUAGUUCCACCAUUAAUACUUUUGUUCCUACAUAACUCUUCAUAUGAUGACUUCAGGGAUGUAUGUACAAAUUCAGCUGAGUGAAGAAAUAAAGAGAUAUGAAGCUCAGAGUUCA